AUGGGAACUGCUGAGCGAAUCUCUGUGCCAACGAACGUGCCAUCUACCGGCAUCUUCAAAGCACGCCCGCUGACGGUCGAGACUGCCAUCAAGGUGUCAGAGCUGUUGCAGCGAAAUCACGACAACUACCACAUCUACAUCCAUGAUCUUGGCCUGCACAACCAUAUCCUCCACCAUCUUCUGGCUAUUUAUGCACUGGGGGGAACUCCUCACCAGCUCGAUAAUGCCUACGAGCUAGCAACUGACUCUCAGCGGCCCACGCGCAACCCAAAUAUUAGUCGCGUCUUGGACUUUGCGGAUCCUGCCAAAUUCAAGGAAUGCCUGGGCAAGGGAAAAUACUACGACGAUUACUUCCUGUUUUUCCAGCGGGAGAUCGAUCGCAAUGGAGUGCCCAACACCGUGAAUGAAUUCUUGCAUAUGGAUAUCAAACUGAUUCGCUCGUUAGGCUUUUUGCACUCACCGAUCCACCUAGGCUAUGCCAUCGAAUACGAUCAGCCUCUAGUAGCUGCCGAGGCGCUUGCCCUUACGGCGAUCCACGAUGCCUCUUUCGGUGACAUCUUGGAACUCGUCGAGAAGAACGCCCCGUUGUCUCCUGCAUCAGAGAUAUACUGGACGGGUCUCGCCCAACGGCCGGAGAAGCAGAUACGCAUUGAUUUCUUCCUGAUGCAUUCCAUCACCGCAGGGUCGUUCUGGCCCGUUCUGAAUAGUGCGCCUUGGAUCAGUCCUACUACAAAGUGUCGGCUGCUGGAAUGGAAAGGCCGCUCGGAUUUGAUUUUAUACUGCCAGACAGGCGCACCUCUGCCGCGUCCCGAAGAAUUGGCCAUAUAUCAGCCUCAGCGACCAUCGGGAUGGCAACAGAUCUUCCAGCGUGCCUGUGACUACAAAGAUGACGGUCAUCUGUCGAAGCUCAUCCGCGGAAUCGCGACUGCGGCACAGAUCAGCAAGUCUUAUGUAAAGAAUCCGAGAUUCAAACUAACAACCGAUCGAGAGUUUCUAACUCUGGCGCAUAUGGGUAGGGACUAUGUACUCGAGCCUUCGGUGACUGGCGCACUUGCUAAUAUCACUGUUUCGCAGCUAUGGAUUCUGCCGAGCAGUUUAACCGCGAUACAGGCACGCGGGAAACGGACAUGA
Penicillium lagena is the source of this 1131-nucleotide messenger RNA. Its product is annotated as questin oxidase family protein. Gene Ontology annotation, molecular function: oxidoreductase activity. Lineage: Eukaryota; Fungi; Ascomycota; Eurotiomycetes; Eurotiales; Aspergillaceae. The record is from RefSeq and is a predicted model, not a curated record. Bases 1 to 1131 code for a protein of 376 amino acids. The transcript is spliced from 4 exons.